UAGUGUUGGAUGAUCAACGUCUAAAGUUCACCCAUAUAACAAUAGCAAAUGAUCGCACUUUGGAAUAUAUUACGAGUAGUUUGACAGUCCUACAAAAAGAAGACACGAUGAGUGCGGAAGAGGAGCAUAUUUUGAAGGAGUUCCGUGAGAGACUUCAGGAUGUUGCCCAGCCCCACAUGGAUAACCAGUACCUCAACAGGUGGCUGAAAGCAAGAAGGUAUAAGAUUGACAAGGCUGAGCAGAUGUACAGAGCACAUCUUACCUUUAGGAAAAGUAUGGAUGUUGACAACCUUAAAAAGAACUUCAAGGAGCCAGAGGUUAUUGAGAAGUUUUUCCCAGCGGGAGGUUUCUGUGGUGAGGACAGGGAGGGUAGCCUGGUGUUUUACCAGGUGUUCGGGCGUCUGGACGUCCACGGGAUGAUGAGAUCUGUCAAGAUCCUGGAUGUCAUCAAGUUCCAGAUCUGUAUGCUGGAGAUGGUGGAGGACAUGUUAACUGCACAUUCAGCAAAGACUGGCAAACAGACAUUUGGGAUGACUGUGGUGUACGACUUGUACAACUUCGGCAUGCAGCAUCUUUGUAAGCCAGUUGCGGAGGCAUUUGUUCAGUUUCUGAAGAUGUUUGAGGCCAACUAUCCAGAAAUACUGAAAAAGGUCAUUGUGGUACAAGCACCUUCUGUCUUCCCCAUUGCCUACUCUGUUGUGAAACCCUUUCUGAGUGAAGACACCAGAAACAAGGUGUUUGUCUGUGGCAGUAAUUGGAAGGAGGUCCUGGCUGAACACAUUGCACCUGACCAGAUCCCUGUACACUAUGGAGGCACCAUGACUGACCCAGACGGGGAUGUCAUGUGUAAGUCAAAGAUCAGAUAUGGGGGUGUGGUUCCUGAGUCCCACUACUCACCGGGAAUUCCUGCUGAGAUCCUGGAACAGAUGAAGUCAGCAGACGUGGAGCCUGGGACAUCACUGGGGCUGGAGGUGGACGUGAGGACCCCUGGUGCCGUCCUCAGGUGGUUGUUUAAGACAGAAGAUUGUGACAUCGGGUUUGGAGUGUACAGGCAGCAGGGCAGUGGUACCAGAUACCAGGACAUGGAAGAAGUAGUGCCAUGCUCCAAACACAACAGUCACCUCAUACUGACCGACGGGGAACUCUUGUGUGCAGAAGCUGGCAAAUAUGUUGUUCGAUUCGACAAUUCCUACAGCUGGGUUCGGAGUAAGACACUUCGCUACAGUGUGGAAGUGCUGGAACCUGGCGAUGAAUCUCUCACAGGGGUCAGAGGUGAUGUGUCACAGUUCAGGGAUGGGCAAGAUUCCAGCCAAGAGUAAGGGU
This is a messenger RNA of Branchiostoma belcheri (Belcher's lancelet), 1323 nucleotides long. Its product is annotated as SEC14-like protein 2. Gene Ontology annotation, cellular component: cytoplasm. The transcript has 13 exons. NCBI's taxonomy places the organism in Eukaryota, Metazoa, Chordata, Leptocardii, Amphioxiformes, Branchiostomatidae. Bases 108 to 1319 code for a protein of 403 amino acids. The record is from RefSeq and is a predicted model, not a curated record.